CAGGAAUUCGACAGGAGAUGUCAGAACCAGGCAGCUAUAAAGUGUGGGACUGGCCCAAGCUUGAUUGGCGCAGGUAUAGCUACCUAGCUCCUUGAUGCCAUAUUCUUUCGCUGUUAUAGUAGGAAAUCGUCACAGGCGAUCCGAUCAUCCCAAAUCCAGCAUGCAUUUGUGUGAGGCAUUUGUUGGCUUUUGCUAGCCACUCCCUCCCCCCAGAUCUACGCAAGGAGACAAGAGCUUUUUUUCCGUCGAGCUAUUUAAUUCCCCGUGCUUUUUGGGAAAGGACAAACAACUUUGUCACCUCUUUUGGGCUCCGCCAUAUCGUUUGCCUUUCCCUUGGUCGACACAUUCCGGGUAGUCUUCAUCGGCUUAUAGCGCAUUCCCAAACCGCAUGCCUCUCGCUCACGAGCCGUCCAAGUCACCCCUGCGACGCUAUCACCACUAUAUCUAUAUCAUUUUCUGGGCGCUGGUGUCGUCGCUGGUUCUCUACCUGGCUGGAGGGCUGUCGUACCUCGAUGCCUUGCUUCUCGCCUCCGGUGCAGCCACCCAGACGGGGCUGAACUCUAUCGACCUCAACCGACUGCAUGUGGUCCAGCAGGUCACCCUCUGGGGGGUGUCGAUGGUGACCAAUGUUAUCUUCAUCAACUCGCUGCUCGUCGUGAUCCGGCUCUAUUGGUUCCGCAAGCGGUUCCGCGGCGUCAUCCAUGAGGCCAAAGUAUUAUGCCGCACGCAGCGUAACAAAUGGAAUCAAGCUCUGCAGGGAGGAGGGAUCGAGAACCGACUUCCCCCUCCCCCACCACCACUUCCUCCUCGAGGGAUCUCGGUCGAGAGACCCGCUGAGGAGCAACCUCUGUUAGAGGUUGUCGAUGGCGAGGAUCGAACCUCCGACUUAAUUGGUCCUCCAGGUCGGACGUAUGGCGCUGCGGCGGCGGCAGCAGCGGGAUCAACCAGUCCGCAUAUCACCUUUUGCGACUCGGAGGCCGAAUAUGAGAUCAAACACCACCACCGCCGGUCGAUGUCCGGGACGCGCUCGCGGCGCUCGCUGUCGGAGUAUGACUCGCCCGUGCUCCAGCGGUCGUGCCAUGAUCUCGACGCCCUGCCGGCGCUGAUGUGGCAGUCGUCGAUCGCCAGCUACGCGGACUGGGACGAGGCGCAGAAGGAGGAGCUGGGCGGGAUCGAGUACCGGGCGCUGAAGACACUGUUCGUCAUCCUCGUCGGCUACUUCGUGGUGUUCCAUGUGCUGGGGAUCGUGCUGUUCCUGGGGUGGGUGCUGCCGAACCGCCAGUACAGCCAGGUGCUGGCCGACGCGGGCAUCAGUCGGCCGUGGUGGGCGAUCUUCACGGCCGGGUCGGCCUUCAACGACCUGGGGUUCACUCUCACGCCGGACUCGAUGGACGCGUUCCAGACCGCGGCGUUCCCCCUGCUCGUGAUGACCUUCCUUGUGGUCAUCGGCAACACGGGCUUCCCGUGCAUGCUCCGCUUCAUCAUCUGGACGCUCUCGCAGUUCACCACGUCCGGGUCCCCGCUGGACGACGAGCUGGAGUACCUGCUGGAGCACCCGCGGCGGUGCUUCACGCUGCUGUUCCCCAGCGCGGAGACGUGGCGCCUGUCAGCCGUGCUCCUGCUGCUCAACGCGAUCGACCUGCUCAUCUUCUACACCCUCCAAGAGACCCCACAAAACCCCACCAUCACCCCGGGCCUACGCCUCGUCAACGGCCUCUUCCAAAUCGCCUCCACCCGCACCGCGGGCUUCAGCAUCACUCCGCUAACCACCCUGCACCCGGCCACCCAAGUUUCUUUCCUGGUGAUGAUGUAUAUCUCGGCCUUCCCCAACGCAAUUGCGAUCCGCAAGACCAACGUCUACGAAGAACGCAGCCUCGGCAUUUUUUAUAAUGACGACUCUCUAUCCUCGUCCUCCGACGCCCCGCCCACCCACCCCUCCACCGACUCGCUGGCCGCCCACAUCCAGCGCCAGCUGGGCUUCGACCUCUGGUACGUGAUGCUGGGCUUCUUCCUGAUCGCCGUCGCCGAGGGCCCGCGGCUGCAGGCUGGGGGUGACGACCGCGCGUUCGCGCUGUUCCCGAUCCUGUUCGAGAUCGUGUCCGCGUACGGCACGGUGGGUCUGUCGCUGGGCUACCCGGGCACCGAGACGAGUUUGUGCGGGGAGUUCUCGGGCCCUGCGAAGGCGAUCGUCAUCGCGAUGCAGGUGCGUGGCCGGCAUCGUGGGCUGCCGCAUGCGUUGGACCAUGCGAUUUUGUUGCCGUGUGAGGUUGGGGACACAGAAGAGGAGGGGUUGUCGGAGCCGUUGGGGUGGUGGAUGCGGUGGAUGCGGAAGAAGGGGUCGGAUUGGGGGAGUUUGUUUGGUGGCGGGGAUUAA
Molecule: messenger RNA, 2374 nt
Organism: Aspergillus uvarum CBS 121591
Lineage: Eukaryota; Fungi; Ascomycota; Eurotiomycetes; Eurotiales; Aspergillaceae
Product: potassium transporter
Exons: 2
Coding region: 389-2374 (661 amino acids)
Biological process (GO): intracellular potassium ion homeostasis; potassium ion import across plasma membrane
Cellular component (GO): plasma membrane
Molecular function (GO): high-affinity potassium ion transmembrane transporter activity
Source: RefSeq, a predicted model, not a curated record